Molecule: messenger RNA, 2471 nt
Organism: Pezoporus occidentalis (night parrot)
Lineage: Eukaryota; Metazoa; Chordata; Aves; Psittaciformes; Psittacidae
Product: C-C chemokine receptor type 8-like
Exons: 3
Coding region: 586-1641 (351 amino acids)
Biological process (GO): calcium-mediated signaling; G protein-coupled receptor signaling pathway; cell chemotaxis
Cellular component (GO): membrane; external side of plasma membrane
Molecular function (GO): C-C chemokine receptor activity; C-C chemokine binding
Source: RefSeq, a predicted model, not a curated record
AUGCACAAACCAUCCAAUGGAAAAGGAGGCACCUUUAAUUGACUGAUGUUCGCUCAUAAGAAGAAAUGAUGAAAGCUAUUGAUUUCUAAACAAUGAAAGUAGGUAGAACGGAGUUACAUUAUGUGUGUAACAGGAGGAGGGUUCUAACAGUAAACCCUGUAACUGGGUGCUUGGAGGCAGAGUGGUGCCAUGGUCAUUGGUAGCAUUUUGAAUUCCUCAAGGGAGAGGUCUUUUCUUUCUGCCUGUGCUACUGAUGAGUGCCAAGUCCUUUGGCUGCAUCCAAAGGAGUGUGGCCAGCACGCCAAGGCCAGGCUGGAUGUGGUUCUGGGCAACCUGAUCUGGUUGAAGAUGUCCCUGCUCAUUGCAGGGGGUUGGACUGGAUGAGCUUGGAAGGUCCCUUCCAACCCAAACCGUUCUCUGCCCAUUCGAUACCUGCAUAUCACCAAAGCUCAGCCACCUCCACAGGCGAUGGAGUAAGCGUCCUGGAAGCUCCCAAGCCUGCAAGAGAGGACAAGGACACAGUAGAAGGACGGGACCAGGGUCAGCGGAGAGAGUAGAGGCUUCUUGCUGUCAAAGGUAUCUGAGAUGAAUCCCACAAGCCCAUUCUUUGGCACAACAGAAUAUGACUAUGGAUAUGAUGAAAACACUGCUCCAUGCAAUGAAGGAAAUGGCUUUCGCAGGUUUAAAUCCCUCUUCCUGCCGAUUCUUUACUGCCUUGUGUUUGUCUUCUGCCUUCUGGGAAACACCUUGGUCCUUUGGGUUCUCCUGACCAGGAAAAGGCUGACGACAAUGACUGACAUCUGCCUGCUGAACCUCGCAGCCUCUGACCUGCUCUUCGUUGUGCCUCUCCCUUUCCAAGCCCAUUAUGCUUCAGACCAGUGGGUUUUUGGCAAUGCUAUGUGCAAGAUAAUGGCUGGCAUUUAUUACACAGGGUUUUACAGCAGCAUUUUCUUUAUAACCCUCAUGAGCAUUGACAGGUAUAUCGCAAUUGUCCAUGCUGUCUAUGCCAUGAGGAUACGGACAGCCUCCUGUGGUAUAAUCACCAGUUUAAUCCUGUGGCUGGUGGCUGGCCUGGCUUCUGUCCCCAACAUCAUGUUCAACCAGCAGCUGGAAAUCGAGCAGUCUGUGCAGUGUGUCCCCAUAUACCCCCCAGGCGACAAUACCUGGAAGGUUGCUUCUCAGUUUGCAUCCAAUAUUUUAGGCCUCUUGAUUCCCCUGAGCAUCCUCAUCUGCUGCUAUGCCCAGAUACUGAAAAACCUGCAAAAAUGCAAAAACCGGAACAAGAUCAAGGCCAUCAAGAUGAUUUUCAUCAUCGUCAUUGUUUUCUUCCUCUUCUGGACUCCCUUCAACGUCGUGCUGUUCCUCGACUCCCUGCAGAGCCUGCACAUCAUCAAUGACUGCAAGGCAAGCUACCAGAUAGCCCUGGCGCUGCAGCUGACGGAAACCAUCUCCUUCAUCCACUGCUGCCUGAACCCCGUGAUCUACGCCUUUGCUGGGGUGACAUUCAAAGCCCAUCUGAAGGGACUGCUGCAGUCCUGUGUCCGUGUCCUCUCCAGCCCCAUUGCAGGUGCUGGGGCUGGUCAGUUGUUCCCAGCACCCAGCCAGAUCUCCAGCUGCUCGGACAGUGCAGUGAUCCUGUGAGCCCACCCGAGCUGCCUUCUUCCUGUGUGAGUAGUUGGCCUAAGGUCCAACGUGGACCUGGAGGCUGGUACCAUGUGUGCAGCAUCCUCUUGGGAGAACCAGUAUACCUCCUUUUGGGAUAUGCUGUGAGCAGAAGAGGCCACGUUAGUUUCCUAAGGGUUUGUAAGAUGGUGACUUUACGAGCUUGCCACAGAAUGGGUUUUAGCUAAGCUUUAGAGCUCUUUCAUUUCAGCAAGUAGCGUGCUUCCUCUGCUAUUUAUUUUCUCUUCUGAUGAAAGCAUCGGUUCUGCCUCACCCCAGACUAUGCUCUGCCUUGUGGAAGCUGUUCCAUACAUGAACCCUUACAUCCCCGAGACAGGCAUGGGACGCUCCUCUAGGAAGGCAUGGGAUUACUUCGCACUGCAAAGAGGGAGUCACGUCAGCAACUGUCACCAUUCCCAUUUUGCUUCAGCUUCCAGAUAACGAGGCCACUCAGACCAGGGCCCUGUUGCUUUCCUGUGGGAUGAUCCCAGGGGACACAGCUGGGGGGGUCCUUGCAGCUGCAGCUGCCCAAAGCAGCCUUUGGGGUGGUGAUGCCUUCAAAAACAGCAAAGCAACACCUCCAGGUGCCUCAUGGGGUCCCGUACACUCCGAUAUGUCAUCAUCAAAGCAGCCUGGUAGUCUGCAUGACUGCUGGGGGUGUGGGAUCUCCAACUCUGUGCCCCCAGAGCUUGCAGCUGAAUGUAAGCACCACCCAAUGUAGCAUGUAGCACGUAGGCUCUGUCUCUUUUUCCAUACAUCAUCUCCUGCUGCUUUAGAAUUGUCUUCUUUGAAUAAACAUAUUAACUGCA